Messenger RNA from Drosophila ficusphila, 2321 nucleotides. RefSeq names its product motile sperm domain-containing protein 2. The transcript is spliced from 7 exons. The record is from RefSeq and is a predicted model, not a curated record. Lineage: Eukaryota; Metazoa; Arthropoda; Insecta; Diptera; Drosophilidae.
GCCGAUUGUUCAGUUAGCCGCUCACGCUCGUGGAACGCACUUGGACAGCUCGCUAAUUCCCGCUGUUCUACCGGUUGUACCUUCACCUGGCUUUCGAUUGAUUUGUGGCUCAAAUCUAAUCGCAGUGAAAGUGGAUUUCUGAUUAGGAUUGGAGCGAUAGGCGCCCUUCGAACGGAAUCGCACUUCAAUGCUCAGUCUUUCGACAGUCUCGAUUGGUUACGAGUGCGUGAACUAGCUGUCAAAAUGGGCAUCAAGGUGAAGGAGACGACUCCCGAACAAAUCGCUGAGCUGCGCGAAAGGUUCAACAGCAAAUAUGCCUCUUCACCGCCAGCAGCGCCCUUCCAUCCAACUGAUAUUGAUCGCAUUCGCAACGAUCAUCUUUGGCUUCAGAGAUUCCUGGAAAUGCACGAUCUCGACAUGGAUGCAUCCUUCGCAAAAUUGUGGGAGACCUGCGUUUGGCGCCAAUCUUAUGGGGCUAAUGAUCUUGACGAAAGCCAGCUGAACCAGGAAUACCUAAAGGAAGGUUCGAUUUUUGUCCACAGCACUGAUGUGGAUGGAAAGCCUCUGUUGAUAUUCCGCGUGAAACUGCAUAGUAAGUCCAAGAAUCUGGACGAGCUGAUCCGCAUCGUAGUUUACUGGGUGGAGAGAACCCAGAGGGAGCGGCACUUGAUCCAGUUGACCAUAUUCUUCGACAUGUCCGGCACGGGAUUGGCCACCAUGGAUCUGGAUUUUGUCAAGCGGAUUGUGGAGACUUUCAAGCAGUACUAUCCCAAUACCCUGAAUUACAUUUUGGUUUAUGAGCUUGCUUGGGUACUUAAUGCUGCCUUUAAGGUCAUUAAGGCCCUGCUGCCACCCAAAGCGGUUGAGAUUUUGAAAAUGAUAUCGAAAAAGGACAUCAGUCAGUACAUAAGCAAGGACAAAUGCCUGGCCAGCUGGGGUGGCGAGGAUAACUACGAAUUUAGCUUCGUGCCGGAGCCAAAACAGGUUUCAUCCAAACCGGUGGCCGCAAGUGCCGGCGAUGAUGAGCAGUUCGCGGAUAAGAAGGUCACAUUUGCCAACACAGCUCCUGUUGUGCUCAAGGAGUCGAACAUCAACGAGAUGCACACUCCAUCCGAGGGCAUGUUGCAAGUUUGUCCGAAGGAGUUUGUCAACUUUAGCUCCAAGAAUGCGAUGGCCACGCUGAACCUCAAGUCGAUUGCGGAGUCGGUUGUGACCUACAAGAUCCAAACGACUUCGCCGGAAAAGUUCCGUGUGCGACCACGCUGCGGGUUAAUCCAGCCCAACCAGCAGGAAAGCAUUAACAUAUGGCUGAAACCAGAGCACCAGCUCAGUGGCGAGAGCAAGGAUAAGUUCCUGGUGAUGGCCAUGGUGGCGCCCGACUCGGAGUGCGGCAGCUGCGAUGUGGCCGAGCUGUGGCGGAGCAAAUCCCCCUCGGCGGGGGACGUGGAGCAGCAUCGACUGGUCUGUCGCAUUGAAGAAAGCAAAUGCAAAUCGGAACCCGAUUGUGGGAACAAAGCUAGUAAAGCCAGUGUAAACUGCAAGAAGUCGGCUACUGCACAAGACCCAGUAUCGAUGAUGGAACGCCAGUUGGCGUUCACCCAGAACCUGCAAUACGUUACGCUGGCGCUGCUUUUGCUGCUGUUCGCGGGAUUCGGAUUUCUGAUGUACCAGCAGAUGGGCCACCACACCGGCACUUGUGCCAAGUCGACGGCGUACUCGUGCGGCAAGCGCAAAUAAUAUUUACUUUCACCGUGUAAUCUGACCAGGCAGGAGCUUGACGAUGCCGCUCGCAAUAUCCACAAUAAUAACGACUACGAUUGCCACGACGACUGCCGCGAACUAGAGAACUGCGCUUGUGCUUUUGAUUUGAUGGAUUUGGGUCUGGAGUGCGCAGAUACGCUGGACCCGUUCGAUGGCGAGUGCCUGGAGAUCCUCAUCCAGACGUAUUUGCAGCUGUGUCGCAGCUGUCAAGGCAUCGACGGCGAUCGGCAGCUGGGCGGAGUGGCUGCCGGCGGCCAUCUGCUGGGACUCAUCGCCUUCGCAAGGAAGCUGGUGCGCGUCGUCCUUUCGCUGUCGUUGCUGUGCGGCAUCCUUUUCAUGAGCUUCUACCUGGGCAGCAACUACGGCGGCAAUUCCACCUCAACCACCACCAGCAUCACCACCUCCCUAGCCGCCGUCGAUUCGGGCAGAGGCAAUCGUCAGCCGUGUUACUACUCGUAGUCAAGCCAAAAUCCUUACCUCUGUUUGUUUACCAGAAAUAGCAAUUUGUACCAGUUUGACCCUUGCCAGAUAUAUAACAUUGCAAGUCGCAUCGAAAAAUA